GCCUAGCCCAGCCUUAGUCAUCAGGAGUAGACGAAUUCGAAACUUGGAAGGUUUGAGUCCCCCUGUAUACGAGUUUCCUUCGGAAAGUGAGCCAAGUGACUGCAAAAUCGUGUUCUGACUCGACCAGCCAAGCAAUGCAGUUGUGUGAGACGCCUCUUGGGACAGAACCACCGUUGGACGUGAAUAAGAAUACCCUGCUCGGCGAAGAAGUUGAAGAAUGUUCAAGAAUCAGGUUUGACCCUCCCGUUGGAAUCCAGCGCUACAUCGCCGUGAACCAAAUACUUUCGGAAGAUGACUCUGUGCAAAGGGUGGUAGACUUUGGCUGCUCCACGGGGCAGUUCUUUCGCUACCUCAAGAAGAUGGAGCACCUGAGGCACUUUGCAGCCGUGGACAUCAGCUACGGCUGCCUGGAGGGAGCCUGCCACGUCGCACGUCCCCUCGUCUGGGAUUGCAUCCACAAGCGGGCGCACAGCCUCACGGCCCGCUUCUACAGGGGGAGCGUGGCCGAGCAAGACCCCCGGCUCAGGGGCUUCGACGGCGUCACCUGCAUCGAGCUUGUAGAACACUUGCACGAAGAUGACCUGAAGAAGCUACCUGGAACCAUCUUUGGCUUCGUCCGUCCUAAGGUUGCCGUGAUCACGACACCAAACCGGGACUUCAAUGUGGUUUUCCCCGAACUUCGGGGCAUGAGGCACUGGGACCACAAGUUUGAGUGGAGCAGGGCUGAAUUCCAGAGCUGGUGUAGCGGCAUCCUGGAUGCAUACCCCGGGUACUCUGUGGAGUACACAGGCGUUGGCGAUGCCCCGUCAGGGGAAUUCCCUGGAAUAGGCCACUGCAGCCAGAUCGCCAUCUUCAGGAAAAUCUGCAACGACAAAGACCUGGAAACCAGUUCUGCUAAGUUGCCCGUUUAUGAACUGAUAUCAGAAACCGUUCAUCCUGGAAGGGAGGACUGACCCUGCUGCCUGUUAUGUGUUCUCUGCAUUGUCACUCUUGCAUCGUGCAGCCACCUGCAUUUCAAAUAUGGGCAUUGCGAAAGGGUGUCAUUUUAUUCUGUAGAGGCUCACUUCUGGGGCACACAAUGUUUGUGUCCCCAUAUUUUUUUUGUUUGUUUGUUUAUUUGUUGCCUCACACAAAGUAGUACUGAGCCGUCUUUUUCAAAUGACAAUAUUCCUUCUUUUCCUUUCUGACUUGUAUGUAUGGCGUCAUAUUUAUAAAAAUUAAUUUUUCCCUAAUAUUGCUCAA
Ixodes scapularis (black-legged tick) is the source of this 1242-nucleotide messenger RNA. RefSeq names its product small RNA 2'-O-methyltransferase (gene Hen1). The transcript is spliced from 6 exons. Bases 135 to 953 code for a protein of 272 amino acids. Gene Ontology annotation, biological process: piRNA processing; RNA methylation; siRNA processing. Lineage: Eukaryota; Metazoa; Arthropoda; Arachnida; Ixodida; Ixodidae. The record is from RefSeq and is a predicted model, not a curated record. Gene Ontology annotation, cellular component: nucleus; cytoplasm. Gene Ontology annotation, molecular function: O-methyltransferase activity; RNA methyltransferase activity.